Molecule: messenger RNA, 3204 nt
Organism: Loxodonta africana (African savanna elephant)
Lineage: Eukaryota; Metazoa; Chordata; Mammalia; Proboscidea; Elephantidae
Gene: ASF1B
Product: anti-silencing function 1B histone chaperone
Exons: 4
Coding region: 454-1062 (202 amino acids)
Biological process (GO): DNA replication-dependent chromatin assembly
Cellular component (GO): chromatin; nucleus
Molecular function (GO): histone binding
Source: RefSeq, a predicted model, not a curated record
GCGCCACCCUGGUGCGGGAACCCUUGGGAUUGGCCAGGAGGAGGCCCCGCUCUGUCUCCGCCCACUCUCGCCCUCUGCAUCCGAGUCGGAGACACUGGGGAUUGGCUCCCAGGUGGGGAUGGGGGCCCAAAGAAGCAUGGAGACGUUCCCGUCCCUCUCGCGCUCACCGGGGAGGGAGCACCCCUGAUUGGUCCGGGAGUCUCGGCGCGCGCCCGCCGGCGCUCCAGGAUUGGCUGAAGACGGGCUCGCGCCGCCGGGGAGCGUUGGCGGUGAUUGGCCGGGGGGUGGGGUGGCUAUUUGAAGGCGGCGCGCGGACGAGGUGCGCAUUUCAGUCCGCGUAGAGAGGAGUCGGGAGCGGCUCUUGGAACCCUGUCUCCUAACCCACCGGACGCAGGCCCUAGGUUGGCCCCGGCCCGGCCUCAGCCCUGGUACCAGCCCCGGCCCGGCGAGGCGAUGGCCAAAGUAUCGGUGCUGAACGUGGCGGUGCUGGAGAACCCGACCCCUUUCCACAGCCCCUUCCGGUUCGAGAUCAGCUUCGAGUGCAAUGAGGCCUUGGCGGACGACUUGGAGUGGAAGAUCAUUUACGUUGGAUCAGCUGAGAGUGAGGAGUUUGAUCAGAUCCUAGACUCGGUGCUGGUCGGCCCUGUCCCAGCAGGGAGACACAUGUUUGUCUUUCAGGCCGAUGCCCCCAAUCCAUCCCUCAUUCCUGAGACCGAUGCCGUGGGUGUGACCGUGGUCCUCAUCACCUGCACCUACCAUGGGCAGGAGUUCAUCCGCGUGGGCUACUACGUCAACAACGAGUACCCCAACCCUGAGCUGCGGGAGAACCCACCACUGAAGCCAGACUUUUCUCAGCUCCAGCGGAACAUCUUGGCUUCCAACCCCCGGGUGACCCGCUUUCACAUCAACUGGGACAACAACACAGACAGGUUGGAGGCCAUCGACAACCAGGACCUUUCACUGAGCAGCGGCCUCCCCCUCAGCUGCACUCCUGUCAAGGGCCUGGGCCUUCCUGGCUGCAUCCCUGGCCUGCUCCCUGAGAAUUCCAUGGACUGCAUCUAACUUUGGGAGCUCAGGCGCUGGCUGGGCUCAGCCAGGACCCAGACCAGUUUCCUGGCACACCUGGAGGAGGCACCUGGGCCUCCUGGAGAGUCAUGUGGGACAUCUGGAGAACUUUGGGGCUGUCACCUACAUCGAAUCAGACUGGGCCCCAUGGAAAGAACAGGCCCUGGGUCUUUCCCAGCCCUGGCCCAGAAGGAUCAUCUCACAUCUACUCCACAGGCCUGUAAGAAGGAGGUACUUAGUUCUUCAUUCUUUCUGACUAUCCCCUUUCACUGUUCCACACACACUAUAAAUUCACCUGGAGGCCAUUGUGCUCCCUUGAGUAGCACUGACCCAAAGCUGCUUCCCACAGACCUUCCGGGCCUGCCUGAGGCUUUCUUGGUCAGUGCCUGGCAAGGCUCCAGCCCUUUUGGAUCAAAGGCUCUGCCAUUCCUUCCCCUUCCCAAACAUCUGAACAGAGCCCCCAGCUUUCUGGAGUCACAGGCAAGGAAUCCUGGUUAGGAUGUGGACUCAGAUACAAUGUCUGUCCUCCCCAGAUUUUUGGUUCUUCCCAACCCAGCAGCCUCUAGAAAACGCAGCUCCUAAAGGUGUGACCAGCAGGUGCCUCUCUUCUCAGUCACAGCCACCUUCCUGUUACCUCUUAACUGGACCUGGCAUUCUCUAGAGACUUCAGUGGUGGGGAGGUAGCAUGUUGGAAGGGUCUGCUGUGCUCUGUUUUGGCGUUGGCAUCAAGCCCCUCUACCUCUGCCAGCCUUGACCUGUCCUCUGCCAAGACCGCACACACUCAUGGGCCACAGGUGAGUGUGGGCAAGGGAAGCUGUCAGGAUCCUGAAAAUCUUCCCUCCCCGGAAUGCUCUCCACCUCUGCCCUAUCCCCUCGCUGCUACAUGGAUGCUGUUGUGAUUGCAGUUUGUAUAUUAAAGGGUUUUUAUAUUAAAAAUGUUUGGUUGCGCUAAAAAUAAAAAGCACUUCAUUGAGGCUGUUUCUGCUUCUGUCUCAGGCGAGCAGGGACAGCUCCAUCCAUCCUAUCCUCCUAAUGGUGGGGUUGGCCUCUUCCUCCACUCAGUGAGUUGGGUGUCCCUUGCCCCCUUGCUUGACUUCUUACUCCAGUUCUAGCUGGUUGUAUAGUUGUAUUCCAGACUAAGUUUUGGGGAGAGUGUCAAAUCUGGAGAUAGAGAUGAACAGUGAUUUCAGACUUUGACCCUGGCCCACAAGAAGAAAUUAACUUUUACAUUGUGAUCCAAGUAUAUACACAAAGCCACACUUUGAUUAAAUCCAACUUAACCUUACUAUGUAACUCCACAGCCUGCACUAGUAUUUGGCUGGCCAGCCUUUUUCCCGUAUUUCAGAGAAGCCCAAACUCUCCCUCCCUGGGGCUGGUGGUCAGCCAGAGAGGAGACGUGCAGACAACUGUGUGCAGUUAGCCCAAGUCCAUAAGCAGAGCAAUGAGUCAGCUUGUGGACUUGAGACUGGACUAGUCCCUCCAAAGUAGGGGAGCUGGCUGGUCCAGCCCCCAGCCUCUCUUGGCACCUCAUGUGGGGGCCUUCCUCCACUUCAGUGGUUCUCAACUCAAUUUCUGGAGACUUUGGCUGUAAGCAGUGGGGGCAGGAGGGAGGAAGUAUGUGCUUCUGGUACCUCGUGGGUAGAAGCCAGACAGCCCCCCCCCCCCAACACCAAGCAUCCAGCCCCAAAUGUCAGUCGGGUAGCAUUGGUAAACCCAGCUGUACUGUCAUCCUCAGGCUGUGAUAUAUUAAAAGGGCACCCUAAAGAAGGACAUCUUGCCCCUUCUAUCCUCCGGGAGGGUAGGUUCCCUUUGCAUUCUCCAGACAAAAGGAAUGCAGAGUGGUGAUUACCAGCAGGGAAUCUGAAUCCAGGAGGCCUGGCUGUGCCCCCGAUUCCUUGUCUGUACAAUGGGGAUAAUAGUGCCUACAUGAUAGGAAUGUUGUGCGAAGUAAUAAGGUGAACCAGUGCCAACUCUCUGCUGGUACGAGCCCAGGGUGGGCGCCCAGCAAAGGGUGGACACUGCGUGCCCCUCUCAGCCGCCCCUUGCUCCCGGAGCCCAGCAUCCUUCUGAUGCUUGGGCUGUGGCUGGAGGCGACCCCGGGCGGCCUGGCCGCUGCUGCCCAACACCAGCCCUUAUGAA